Pristis pectinata (smalltooth sawfish) is the source of this 726-nucleotide messenger RNA. It is a transcript of the gene fgf5, whose product is annotated as fibroblast growth factor 5. Gene Ontology annotation, cellular component: cytoplasm. The coding region runs from base 1 to 726 and encodes 241 amino acids. Lineage: Eukaryota; Metazoa; Chordata; Chondrichthyes; Rhinopristiformes; Pristidae. Gene Ontology annotation, biological process: fibroblast growth factor receptor signaling pathway; animal organ morphogenesis; cell differentiation. The transcript is spliced from 3 exons. The record is from RefSeq and is a predicted model, not a curated record. Gene Ontology annotation, molecular function: growth factor activity; fibroblast growth factor receptor binding.
AUGCGCCUUCACUUCCUCCUCCUCUUUUUGAAUCACGCUGUCCAUUUCGCUUCGGGCCACAUCGAGCAGGUAGUGUCCGCAGAAUCACUCCAGGGCACAGCAAACGAGAGCUCUUCAGCCAUGCAGAGCCGUAGAUCACUAAGGAACAUGUACCAAUGGAAUAGGUCUGGGCCGCGCACUGGAAGACUCUAUUGUAGAGUUGGAAUUGGUUUUCAUUUACAGAUUCAGCCUGAUGGCAAAGUCAGUGGCUCGCAUGAAGCCAAUCUGUUCAGUAUUUUGGAAAUAUUCGCCGUGUCUCAGGGAAUUGUAGGAAUUCGUGGGAUUUUUAGCAACCGGUUUUUAGCGAUGAGUAAAAAGGGGAAACUCCACGCUACGACGAAGUUUACGGCUGAUUGCACUUUCAGGGAGCGAUAUCAGGAGAACAGUUACAACACUUACGCCUCGGCCACUUACAAGAGCGAGAACGGUAGCCGGGAAUGGUACGUGGCUUUAAAUAAAUGCGGCAAAGUUAAAAAGGGGAAUAGCCCGCGGGUGAAACCUCAACACAUUUCCACACAUUUCCUUCCAAGGUUCAAACAGUCUGAAAAAGAAAAGACUUUCAAAAUUACUAAAAAGAUUCCAGAGAAGAAAACGCCACCCAAACCUCCGAAAUCUCCUCCUUCUGUAACGGCCAGUAGGAAGUAUGUGAAUGUUGUCAAAUACAGGCCAAAAUUUCGUUUUGGAUAG